Messenger RNA from Aspergillus mulundensis, 714 nucleotides. RefSeq names its product glutathione S-transferase family protein. The transcript is spliced from 3 exons. The record is from RefSeq and is a predicted model, not a curated record. Bases 1 to 714 code for a protein of 237 amino acids. NCBI's taxonomy places the organism in Eukaryota, Fungi, Ascomycota, Eurotiomycetes, Eurotiales, Aspergillaceae.
AUGACCACCCCGGACAUCACCCUCUACACAGACAACACGCCCAACGGACACAAAAUCCCCAUUAUCCUCGAGGAGCUCGGCCUCCCCUACGAGCUCAAGCAGGUCAAUCUGCAAUCCGGCCAGCAGAAGGAGGAAUGGUUCCUCAAAAUCAACCCGAACGGCCAAAUCCCCGCCCUGACCGACGGCACCACGCGCGUCUUCGACAGCGGCGCCAUCCUCCUCUACCUGGCCGACAAGUACGAUGCAGACAGGAAGAUCAGCUAUAAGCACGGCACGCCCGAGUACAUCGAGCAGCUGAGCUGGAUCUUCUGGCAGAUCGGCGGGCUGGGGCCGAAAGGAGGCGCCGCCCUCGCCUUCUCAACCUUCGCCCCCGUGCGCAGCGACUACGCGAUCAACAAGUUCCUUAGUGAUUUCAAGGGCCUGCUUGGUGUGCUGGAGUACCGGCUCUCUGAGUCCGCGUAUCUCGCUGGGGAGAAGUAUACCGUUGCCGAUAUCGCCAGCUUCACGUGGGUGUUCCAGGGCGCGGCGGCGCUGGAUCUUGAUCUUGCGGAGUGGCCGAGUGUUAAGAGCUGGACGGAGAAGAUUGUGGCAAGGCCGGCUGUGAAGAAGGGUCUUGAGAUCCCUAAGCCUCCGUUUGAUCUUGAGCAGUUUCGGGUGUUUUUGAGGGGGCAGAGGGAGGCGCUGAUGAAGAAGGGGAAUGAGGAUGUGGAGUAG